Alosa sapidissima (American shad) is the source of this 3324-nucleotide messenger RNA. RefSeq names its product rap1 GTPase-GDP dissociation stimulator 1. Gene Ontology annotation, molecular function: guanyl-nucleotide exchange factor activity; protein binding. The record is from RefSeq and is a predicted model, not a curated record. Gene Ontology annotation, biological process: positive regulation of GTPase activity. The coding region runs from base 602 to 2284 and encodes 560 amino acids. The transcript has 14 exons. NCBI's taxonomy places the organism in Eukaryota, Metazoa, Chordata, Actinopteri, Clupeiformes, Clupeidae. Gene Ontology annotation, cellular component: cytosol.
GUGAAAGAUAGAGAGAGACAGAGUGCGAAAGAUAGAGAGAGAGAGAACAUGAUAGAGACAGAGAAAUACAAGAAGGGAAAUACAGUUUGACAGUGUGUGAUGCCAAGAGAGUCAGAUACUGAAGCGUAUACAUGGACUGAAGAGGUAGAGGAGAGAGAGAGAGAGAGAGAGGCUGUGAAUAAGACGGGAUAAAGAGGAAUUACAUUCGGGACAACAGACAGAGUGGGUAGAGAGGGUGUCAGGGGGAAAGUGUGUGGGAGGUGAACAAGGGAGCAUAAUGUGCAUGUAACACUGGUGAAAGGAAAAGGCAGAGAGCGAGAGAGAGAGAGAAAAAGAAAGGGGGAAUCACUGGCUGCUCAGCUGAUGCGGAGCUGUUGAUCUGAAUACUGGAGCUUGCCUGGCCUUAAGCAGGGCUGCUCGCCGCUCGUUACUGAGUCUACGCCACACACACACACACACACACAAACACAUACACCCCCACCCCCACACAAACACACGCACGCACACACACAAACUCCCUCCCCACACACACACACACACACAGAGACAGCGGCGGAGAAAGACAGAGACAGACACUGGGAGACACCGUGGACCAGCAGCCAUGGCAGAUAUGGAGGCUCUGAGUGAGGCUCUGAAGGCCAUCAGUGUGAGCACAGAGGUCAUUGAUGAGGAGCUGAAGCCCCACCUGGACACACUGCUGAGCACCCUCCUGGAAAAGAAGGAGGGCACUGCCCAGAAGAUCGCCUCCAGCGGCAUCCUGCCCACGCUGGCCAACUCCAUCAGGAAGAAGGGCCCGCUCAUGUCCCAGGUCACCCUGGUCGUGGCUGAGAUGGCCAGGGAAGCCGCAGUGAGAGACAGCUGUAUUGAGGCAGGACUGGUGUCUGCCCUUUUGCCACAUCUGAACAGCAAAGACGAGGAGCUUCUGCUACACACGGGCAGGGCUAUCGGGCGGAUCUGUUUCGAAAAUGCUACCCAGCAGGACAAGCUGGUUGAGGGGGGAGUCAUUCCCAGACUGGUCACUAUCAUGAAGAUUUACCCAGAGAACGAUCCGCUGGUCAAUGUGUGCCUACUGGCCUUGUGUAACUUAGCUGAUAUGGAUGCUGCCCGAGAGGCUCUGGCGGAGGUGGGUGUUGCAGAGGUGCUGACCGCCCAGCUGAAGCGUGCCCCCGACGCCGAGAGACGCCACCUCAUACUGGAAAUAUUGGGAUCACUGGGAGAAAGUGAUGCGCUGAAGUUGCAGUUUGUGGAGGCUGGUGUGCCAGAGGUCCUGUCAGAGAUGAUCGGAGGUCUGCAGGGAGGCUCUGACCCCCACGACCUCUGUAGCAUCAAAAUAGCUUCCAACCUCAUUGUGUCUCUCCUGCUCGGGGAUGAGUCUAUGCAGAAGUGCUUCGGCGAGGGGACGGGGAGCAUCUAUAAGGACGUGCUCUCCUGGCUACAGUCUUCCAACACGCAACUGCAGCUCGCUGGUGCGCUCGCCAUUGCCAACUUCGCCAGGAACGACAGUAACUGUGUGAAGAUGCUGGAGCUGGGCGUGGUCCCUCACAUCCUGGACCUGCUGGAGAAGCAUGUGGACGAGGGGGACGUGUCUGUACAGCACGCGGGCCUCAGCGCUCUCCGGAACCUGGCCAUCCCUGCCUCUAAUAAGGUGCGGAUGCUGGAGGACGGAGUGACGGAGAGGAUCCAGACCCUGCUGCGCUCGGACAUGCCCCCUGUCCAGUUCAAGCUGCUGGGCACCCUGCGCAUGAUGGUGGACGGACAGGAGAAAGCCGCCGCUGUGUUGGGGAAGGAUGAGGGCUUGCUGAAGCGGGUGAUGGAGUGGUGUGAGGCCAAGGAUCACGCAGGGGUCCGAGGAGAGGCCAACCGCCUGCUGGCUGCUCUCAUCAGGCACAGUCGAGACCCGGAGGUUAUCCACUCUGUUGUCAAUGCCCAGGGGAUGCAACACCUUAUCACCAUGGCAACCAGCGAACAUGUCAUCAUGCAGAACGAAGCUCUGGUUGCUUUGGCGAUUGCUUCGGCAAUAGAUAUUGACGCUGUGCAGGAGUCCUUUGCUGAGGCGGAGUUGCUGCCCACUCUGCAGAAGAUGCUGGAGGACCCGGUGGGGGCCGUGGAGGUCAAAUUCAGCACCAUGGGCCUCGUCUGCAGCCUGGCCAACUCCAGUAUGUUGCGGGAGCAGAUGGAGAAGCUGAACCUGAAGGACAGCCUUACUCAGCUCUCCAGCCACACCAACACCAAGCUGGCCGCGCAGGCGGAUACUGUGCUGGCCGUUCUGGCCGAGACCAGCUAAAGCGGGCCAGAGACACCGCCUCGGACCACGAUAGACUAUUAGCACCACCACGUGUGCCGCCGCCACAGCCCCUGCCACUACCAACAGACUAACCGAACCUGAGCUUCACACUCCAGUCCGACCAAAACCAAAAUCCAAACGCGUGAUCUUCCAUCCCGGGCAGCAUCGGGACCCAAAGGAGACGAGGGGUUCCAUGGGGGGGGGGGGCGGGGGGGGAUGGUUGGGUUGGGUGCAUGCCGUCAUCUUUAUUGGACGAUCCAUAGAAGCCUAAGGCAAAAAUGUGAAAGACUAUGAACAAAAACAUAAUCAGCAAAAACAUAAGCACAGGACCUGAUCAAGUGUCGUCCUAACUUCACCCACUCCUCUUCUCAUCAAGGAGAAGCAAUUCUCACACUCUUAGAGAAGGAUUGACCUUGAGAAAAUAGGAUAUCUUUGCAGUGUUGUGAAAGUAUUUGUCAGUGUGUCGAGUCUAAUUGGGAGGGAAGAGAUAAAGUCAAAAGUUGUGAAAAAGAUCAUUUAAUCCUUUUCUUAGGGUGUGAAGAUUUUGCAGCCGUUAGCACAUAAGCACAAUAUUAACUGGGGUUAAAUCAGUUCAGUACAUUAAUUUAUAAUCUAACUACACUAGCAAUCCUUAACUGAAAUAGCAAUUUACUGCACAGUCAGCUGUCUAACAAGCACUUGUGUAUUAACAUGAGGGACCAGUGAUAUAUGUCAAGCUGUAUCCUUUUGUGUGCACUUUAGAAAAAAAAAACUAGAAUAGACUCUAGUUUUUGUAGCAUAUUCAAAGCUAUUUAAUGUUGAAAGGAAGCCUGUCACUGUUAUUGGUGUGUGUUAAUUUUAUAUGGAUGGAUGUUUUUUUUUUUAUUUUGUUUUAUUUUUCUCUGGUCAAUUGCUCAUAUACCGUACAUGUGAAUCAAAACAGCAGCUGUACAAUAAUCGAUGUGUAAUCUAGUUUUGGAACUCUGUUGAAUGUGAUGCAAAUAGAUCAUUGACUGCUGGAUUCAAUAUGUAACAUUACAAUUCUCUGAAAGGGACAUAAA